ACAAGUUCCGCUUCACUUCCCGCCUCCGCCUCUCUGAAGAUUCUCAAACACAGAGAGUUUAUUGCAAGAAGAAACGACACAGAGAGUACAACCAUGGCGACGCCGUACGGCAUCAAAUUCGCCGUCCAUCUCAUCACCUCUCACUUCGGCAAUCUCGUCGCUAAUGUUUGCGAGAAUCUUCUGAGAAAAGGUCCAUUGACGCUCCAACAGUUGAUUCGUUUCACGGAGCUCACUCCUCUGCAAAUCAAGAACUCUCUCCUAAUCCUCAUUCAGCACAACUGUGUUCAACCUUUCUCCUCGGAACAAAUCGGUGCUGGUGGAAAUGAAGUAAAAGUUACCCAGUACUUAGUGUUGUUUGAUAACAUACUCCAUCGCUUGAGGUUUCCCAAAUUCUUGGAAAUCGUAUCCGAGGAACUUGAUAAAAAUUGUGGAGAAAUUCUUGAAGGUUUGCUUCAGCAUGGAAGGCUUACACUUGAACAAAUAUAUGAAAGAGCAAGUGAAGGAGAUAAUGCUGUUCAGGAUGCUGUGCGAGAAAGCUUUCAGAAACUUCUGAAUUCCCGAUUUGUUGAACGUUGCCCGGCCCCUGAACCAUUUGUUGAACCAUCAACUAUAAAAAGUUCAAAUAAGAGAGGUGCUAAGUCUGCUAAGUUAGAUGAAGUCUCGGAGACUGAAGAGCAACGUGUUUUAGCAGCUGCAGCAUCUCUCGACACUUUAAGGUUCUCAAUUUUGACGCCUUCUGGAACUGAAUUUGAUGAAGAUAAAAAAGAUGGGGACAGUUCCUCAAGUAUGGGUGUCGGAGAGAAGCGGAAGCAUGGUGCAGCAGAUUCGGAUGAUGCAUUUGGCUCCAACGAAAAUGAAGUAAUUCUCUGGCGAGCCAAUUUUGAGGAAUUUACUCGGUAUCUAAGGCACAAGGCUUGCAUUGAGAAUGUUAGAGCGCGGCUGGAUGUUGGAGCUGCAACUGUCUUAAAAGCAAUGUUAGAUGCAACUAGGAGUGCAGAGAAGAAAGUGAAAACUGAAAAUUCAGUUUCCCUCUCAAUGGAUACUAUUUUUGAAGAGGUGAUGAAAAGUGAAGCUGGUCGUAGUUUGACUUUGGAUCGUGUCAGAGCUUCCCUUGUUCAGCUUGGUUGUUCAUCCUCUGGGACUGAUGAUACAUACAGUAUCGACUUGAAGCAAAUAAUUGAAUUAGCCCAGAAGGAAGAGGUGGAAUCGAUUGUCUUGAGAAGAUAUGGGAGAGAUGCUUACAGAAUGUUCAGGUUACUGUCAAAGGCUGGUCUGCUGCAAGAAACAGAUAAGAUUGCGGAUAUGACAUUUGUUGAAAAGAAGGAAGCGCCCAAGAUCCUUGGUAAGCUAUGGAAGGAUGAGUACUUGCAUAUGGAGAAAUUUGUUGUGGAUAGAAAUACAACCUUCUACUUGUGGAAAGUGAAUAAACCUAUUCUGUGGCAACAUGUUCUGGAUGAGAUGUACCAUGCAGCCUUGAAUUUGAGCCUACGAGUGAUUCACGAGCUGGACCAGAAGAAAGAGCUAUUAACUAUACCGCCAGAGAAACGUACGGGGCCCCUAGAGAAAGAAUUCAAACGGCUAAAAAACGCGAAGUUUUUCCUGGAAUCAUCACUUAUGAAACUUGAUGACGCUCUUAUGCUCUUCCGUCACUUCUGAUUGUGAGGUUUCUUCUGGUCUCUGAAGAUUUUACUUAAAAUUUGUUGUACGACAAAACAACCAGCGAGGCAAGAAAGAGAAAGAUUUGUGCUUGAUUUUACUUGCAAUUCGCUUGCAAGAAUGACUGAAUUCCUGUGGUGUUCUCGGUAUCUCCAUUCAGAUAAGGUUUGGUGCAGCACCUUCACACCGUUGAUGGAUUUUUAUUUAAUCUGUAGUGG
Morus notabilis is the source of this 1874-nucleotide messenger RNA. RefSeq lists its product as uncharacterized. Lineage: Eukaryota; Viridiplantae; Streptophyta; Magnoliopsida; Rosales; Moraceae. Bases 94 to 1656 code for a protein of 520 amino acids. Gene Ontology annotation, biological process: DNA-templated transcription. Gene Ontology annotation, molecular function: single-stranded DNA binding. The transcript is spliced from 15 exons. Gene Ontology annotation, cellular component: RNA polymerase III complex. The record is from RefSeq and is a predicted model, not a curated record.